AUGAACAAAGUUAAAACCAAACAUAGGAAAUAAGCUGAAAAUGAUUUUGAUUCUUCUCUAAGUGAAAAUAGCAAUCAAAGUUGUGAUGAUCAUCAACCUAUCACAAUGAAUUUUUUAGAAGAAAUAAAAGGACAUCUAGAAGGGGAUAUUAGUUUUGAAACUAAUGAACAUGAUAUUUAUGACCCUGCUUUCUCAUAAACCAUAAGCCAUAGAAUUAAAGAUCAUUAAGACACAGCAUUUCAUAAAUUAAAAUUAAAAUCUGAUACUUAAUCUAUUAAGUCUUCAAAUUCAAUAAAUAUCAUUUGUUCAUUAGAAAUAUUUCAAUAAUAAUUAGAAUUUAAACAUCCUUAGAGUCUUCCAGAUCAAUAAAAUAUGUUAAAAAUAUCUGAUUCAAAAAAAUAAUAAAUAAAUUUUUUAUGGGAAAAACUACGAUAAAAAACUAAGGAUUAAGAAAAAUGA
This is a messenger RNA of Paramecium sonneborni, 459 nucleotides long. The record is from the annotation of a GenBank genome assembly. Lineage: Eukaryota; Ciliophora; Oligohymenophorea; Peniculida; Parameciidae.